This is a messenger RNA of Penicillium canariense, 966 nucleotides long. Its product is annotated as basic secretory family protein. The transcript has a single exon. NCBI's taxonomy places the organism in Eukaryota, Fungi, Ascomycota, Eurotiomycetes, Eurotiales, Aspergillaceae. The record is from RefSeq and is a predicted model, not a curated record. The coding region runs from base 1 to 966 and encodes 321 amino acids.
AUGACGACAACUUCGGCCCCCGCGGCCCCUGCAUCUGCGAUUCCCCAGCCUAACCCGCGCGACGAGGCGCAGAGCUUGGACACCAAAGACAGGGGCCAGAAAAAACCAGAAAAGAAUGUUCAUAUUCCUAAGCCAAAGUUCCGUCUCCAUGCCGAGGACCUCCGCCAUCCAGGGUCUACGGCGUUCCUAGUCUAUAUCCCGAAUGUGGCAUCAACUCUCGAUACGGCCCUCAGCAACAUCGUCAGAUACCUCUACACGGCCCCAGAAUAUGAAUCUACAGAGGCAGGAAGUGCCCCCAAAUCGAAGCGACCUUUCUUCUGCCCCUCAAUUCCCCCCACCCGCUCCGUGACGUUGUUCCUGCGCGACUUCAGUGGCGUAGCUUACACUACGGGUACCGAGCUUGACGACGACCACAAAGAAAUCCAUCUCUCGCUGCCUUACAUCAAACAUUGCAAAGAGUCUUCUUCGAAAGCUGACCCAGUUGACGAGCUAGCCGGUGUUCUCACGCAUGAGUUGGUGCACUGCUACCAACACACCUCACCCCCGGACUCUGAGAAAUCCGGAAAAGAUAUCCCCAACCCACCUGGAGGUCUUAUCGAAGGCAUCGCGGACUUCGUUCGGCUUAAAGCUGGCCUGUCGCCGCCGCACUGGAAGCGACCUACGUCGUCCGCGGAGCGGGAGAAAGAAUGGGAUGCCGGAUAUCAGCACACGGCAUAUUUUUUGGCGUGGAUUGAAGACGUUUGGGUUGGCCGGGGCGCAAUCGGCAUGUUGAAUGAUCGGCUCUUCAGGGUUGGGUAUGUGAGCGGGGAGAAGGGGGACAGCGAUGAAGUUGGCUUCUGGGAGAGUCUCUUCGGUGCUGGAGUCGCAGAGCUGUGGGGUGAGUAUGGGCAGUGGCUUGAUGGCUGUGACGAGCGCAAUCGGAAGGCUGAAGGGAAUUGGGAGGAAGAGAUCGUCAACCCAGUCUAG